This is a messenger RNA of Homalodisca vitripennis (glassy-winged sharpshooter), 6777 nucleotides long. RefSeq lists its product as uncharacterized. Lineage: Eukaryota; Metazoa; Arthropoda; Insecta; Hemiptera; Cicadellidae. Gene Ontology annotation, molecular function: cysteine-type deubiquitinase activity. Gene Ontology annotation, biological process: protein deubiquitination. The record is from RefSeq and is a predicted model, not a curated record.
AUUUUACACUCACCUGUGGCUGUAGCGACCAGCGAGCGCGCCUCGGUUUUGUUGUUUGUGUCGUGCGAGUUUGUUAGGUUAUACAGUUUACUUUUUUGCUUUAACUUUGAUUAAUGCUAAGUGUCUUAGAACGAAUUUUGUAGAAAAGUGCAAUGAGAACGCUAAAACGCGUGUCGAUAAACUGAUUAAGUGAAACACUUCCAGUGUUUACCUGCGUCUUAUCUUGUAAACAAGCGAUGUAAACAAUCUAUUGUCUUUUUUGUCUUGUGUAAGUCAAUGUGUUGAGUUUCUCCUCUCCUAUUGUUGGAUAUCAACCGCUAUCUUAGGCUAGAAGAUGAAGUAAGACGGUUCCCGCCGAAAUGUCUCCCUCCAGAGACUCAGUGGCUUUCACCAAAGGAUUACUCAAUGGACCCGGACAGAACAACUGCUUUCUCAACAGUGCUGUGCAAGUGUUAUGGCACUUGGACAUCUUCCGGCGGAGUUUCCGGGAGCUGACUGGCCAUUCAUGCAUGGCGGAGUCCUGCAUCUUCUGUGCCUUAAAGGAGCUGUUUUCACAACUACAAUUCAGCCAUGAGACUGCGCUGCCUCCUGAUGCUCUGCGGAGGGCGUUGGCAGAAUCAUUCUUCGAUCAACAACGAUUUCAGUUGGGCUUCAUGGAUGAUGCUGCAGAGUGCUUUGAAAAUAUCCUGACACGGAUUCACUACCAUAUUGCGUGUGGGGAGUCAGAGGAUAUGUGCAAUGCCAGACACUGCAUCCCUCACCAGAAGUUUGCCAUGACACUCGUAGAACAGAGUGUGUGCGGCGCAUGUGGUGCCACCUCUGAACCUCUGCCUUUCACUCAGAUGGUUCAUUAUGUGUCUGCAUCUGCACUGACUUCACAAGCAAAGCAAUGUUCUACACCCUCCCAUCCAGAUCUCUUUGGGCAGCUGCUCAAAAAAGCGGGAGGCAUGGGCGAUAUCCGGGACUGUCCUAGUGCCUGUGGAGCCAAGAUCCAGAUCCGUCGCACGCUGACCAACUGGCCUGAAAUAGUGUCGGUGGGUGUGGUGUGGGAUUCCGAGCGCCCUUCUCUGGAUCACAUCAUGUCCCUGCUGGGCACCCUCCGCACGUCCUUGCGACUCAGUGAUGUUUUCCACACCCCUACCCCUGCUAACGUGCCUCCCACUUCCCACGAGCUAGUUGGAGUUGUCACCUACUACGGCAAACACUACUCUACUUUCUUCUUCCAUACCAAGCUCCGUCUGUGGAUAUACUUCGAUGACGCCACCGUCAGGGAAGUUGGUCCAAGAUGGGAACAAGUGGUAGAGAAAUGCCGGAGAGGCCGGUACCAGCCACUGCUACUGCUGUUUGCAGUGCCAGAAGGCUCACCAAUAGACACCAGUGGGGCCCCCAAGUGUGUGACUAGAGUGACCAAACCCCAACUGGUGGCUCCGGCGGGUCCCACAGCACGCCGUUCACUCACCCCCAGCCCCGAGAAGCCCAGUGGUCUGGGACUCACCACUCAGCGGAGAGCCGUUACACCGAAUCCAGAACAGACGCAGCAUGAACCACUAAGAGCUCAGCGACCUACCCUGAACAAUAACGACUACCAGAACCUGACGCACCUACAGGCCGCCAUGUUCGGAGACACACCGCCCGAGUCCCCGCGACAGAAGGGGUUUCCACUGCGUCCAGGAACCGAGCUGGUCAGGAGAGACUCAGGCAACUGGAGUGGAGACCGUAAUAGCGCCUCUUCCUCCUCCUCCACAUCCUUGGAGAACCCCUACCACUACAUUGUCGGCAAGAUGCACUUCCGAGGAGUAAAGCAGUCAGAUGGCCCUUGUGACCAAGGUUACGACUCCUACUCCUUGUCCUCCAAUGACAGCCUCCCUCUGCAGCAGACGCUCAAGCAUAACUUGCAGUUGGCCCAGAUACCUGAGGGGCAUCAGUCGCCAACUGGGUGUGUUCUGCUUAAUCAGUACAACUCUAGUGUAUCAGCAUCUACAGAUGACUGUGAGCGACUCUGCUUGGAGGCAGAUCAGCUGUUGGGCAAGUCGGAGGCUGCGGAAGACCUGGUGACUGCACUAUCGCUGUGCCAUGCAGCAGCUAACAAGGCACGUGCCGCCAUGGACGCCCCCUACAGCAACCCUCAGACUGCCAGUGCGGCUCGUAUGAAACACAACACCUGCGUCAUGCGUGCCCGAUCUCUGCACAAGAAACUGGAAGAACCUAGCAAGCAUCCAGAAGGAAGACAUAGCAGAGAAGGCAGUGGCUGCAGUAACCGAGGAUCAACUGGCUCUCAUUCUCGACAGAACUCAAGAGAUAAGGGUAACCACUCCCGCCAGAACAGCCGAGAACUUCUAGUAAAUACUAUGCCCACUCAAUUGCCGUCAGCCAAGACUGGUCCCCGGGAACCACCAACAGUGGUAGCUCCUGAAAGGCCAGCUCAGAAAAAUAUUGAAAUAUACGCAACUCUUCCCAAGAGCAAGAAAGGAUUGCUAUCACGUGCGACUAAAACAAAAACAGCUGUUGAAGAUGAGGAAUAUCUUAUGUAUGAUCGACCAGGAAGGAGUUUAUAUUCAAGUAGAUCGAAAUUAAAUGGCAAAAAAGAAGGUGAAAAACGUGCUCGGAGUGAGGAACGAAAUAACAAGACUGCAAAAGAAAAGGAAUUUGUUUCAAAUUCACUCUCUAAAGAAGCAAAAAAACAGACAAAAGUAGAAGAGCCGAAACAGAAUAAGAAGCAGCACAAAAUAAGGAGAAAACUUCUGAUGGGUGGGCUAAUUAGAAGGAAAAAUCGUAGCAUGCCAGAUUUACGAGAAGAUGAGGUUGCUCCCAAGGAUUCAGUAAAGGAUGAGACCAAAGCAUUAUCUAAAGAUGAUUCAAAUGUUGGGUCAAAGAUGGAUAAGCAAAUGGGAUUAAGUGGGUAUUUGUCAGAAGGACAUCUUGAAUUUUCUGGCAAUCCAAAUCUGGAGAGAAGUAAAUUGAUGAGAAAGAGUUUCCAUGGCAGCAAAAUUCUUCAAAUGGCGAAAAUUCCUCCACCUCCUCCAUUGAGAACAACUUCACAGUUGAGUAAAACAGACCGCCCUCCUUUCCCAUUACCAAUGGACGACAUAAAACAAAACAUGAUGAAUGAAAGAAAUGAUGAGUGGUCUCGAGAGCCACAAUCUUUACCUUACAUCCCUGCAAGUUAUGGUGAAACUAAGAAAAUUGAAUCUGUUACUUAUGCUAAUGGUGGAUUUCUACUGCAAGGAUAUCAACAACACACAAAAGUGGUUACUACAGCUCAAGUUCAUCAGGAGCAGUCACCUCAGGCUGCAAGGGACGAGGUAGACUCUGGAGUCCCUUGUGAUGUCAACGGGUUUCCUCUACCACCUUAUCCCUCUCCUCUGAACUCAGUAUCACACUCUCGACAGCCAAGUGAGGAUUUUCCACCACCUCCCCCCGAAAUUGUGUCACAGGAACCUGAGGAAGUUCCAGUCAGGCCCCCAUCACCAGAAAGCCUUUUAGCCCAAGUACAGCAGAAACGUUUGCAAAUUCUUGCAGAGAAUGAAGCAAAAGCUGCAGCUGCUGCGGAGUCUUAUGAGGCAGCUAGAGCUGUAGGAGGUGAAACUUGGUUGAGAGAACUUCAAGCCAAACAGGCUGCUCUUAAAGGUAAAAAUGGUCUCACCCAGAAUGGUAAAAUAGAAAGUCCUGUUUUAGUUGGAAACAGAAUUUUGACUCCAACCAAGUCGAUAGAAUCAAUUCAACACUAUGAUACUAGAGAAAGAUUGACACCACCAGCAAUCCACGAACAUGGAUCAAACAGUCAACAAACGACUUCCGUUAAAGAUUUGAAAUCUAGGUUUGAAAAGAUAAAGAUUGAUAAAGAAAUAGAAUCUGUUCAACAGUUUUCAAAUAAACCAUCACGAGCUAGUCCGAUCAUAACAGAUAACUCACAUCUCUAUGAUGCUCAGGUUAGCAAUAAUACAAUCAUCAAUUCUCUGACUUAUGACUCCAGUUUGAUUACUGCUCAUAUGAAUGGGUUUGAUCUCUCACAUGAUAACAGUAAAAGUAAUGAAAACGAUAUUUCUUUUGCCAACAACAACAUAGCCCCUGCAAAACAACAUUUUGACAGUCAUGAACCAAGGAGGAAAUCUGGUAAGAAGAAAAACGUAACGUUCUGUGAGCAAGUCGUUUUGGUUGCUACUGCUGAUGAAGAUGAAGUAGAUAGUUACAUACCAAACCCAAUUUUAGAAAGAGUUCUUAGGUCUGUUUUACACAAAGACAGUCCACAGGAAAUACGAGAAACUACAAUUCAGUCAGUCAUUCCCUUGAAGAGAACUGAUUCUGGCAAUUAUGGUCAGAAGAAUCAACAAGAAAAUAAUACAGGUCCUGUUGUAAACGGAAUUGACAAACCAAACAUUCCCAGUCCAGGAUUGACUUCAGAAAGUUUUACAUAUCAUAUGAAUUCGUUGCCAACUAUAUCGACUGCAUCAUUGAACGAUAUCAAGCAUCAAUACUUACCAAAUACGAAUGGAGAGCAUAUGAUUCACCAGGAUCAUGCAUCAAACAUUCAACGGCACUUUUCUGGACAGCAACAGCUAAGUGUUAAGGGAGUUCAGCAGUCUCCGGUGAUGUCAAGACCUUUAAUUAAUCAAGUAUUGCCAACGAAGCCUAACAUUAUUACUCAAUCCCAAUCCAACAGCAGUCCAUCGAUGCACAGUGUGACACCUUACAAUAUUCAACAAUCCCACAACCACCAGACACAGAUGUAUCAGCAAAGUCAUCAUCAGCCUCAUGUCCAUCCUCAGCACUCUCAGAGUUAUUCACCACAAACCCCACAAUCUCAGGCUUCAGUACACUAUUCCACUCAAGCUCCUUCUUAUACAAACUCUGCUUCCUAUACUCACCAAUCAAACAUUCAGACUAACCAGUCAGAUUCACCCCAUAUGGAGAACCAUCACUCUUCAGUAUCGGAGUAUCCUGUAGCACAGUCUGCAGCCCCCUCUCCAGUUGCUACAUCAUCUCCAUAUCAGCAGGUUCCCCCACCACAGGGUCAUCUUACAAACUCUCCUUAUCAGAUUGUUUCUCAACCUCAGACUCAUCAGUAUCCGUAUAAACCUGUAAUUUCAAUUGCUCCAACACCAGGAAGUCAAACUCAUGGACUCCCUCAGCAAUCUCCAAUCAUGAAUCGGCCUCUCAGUCAUCAACAGAUUCCUAAUGGGCACAGCCACGAUGGCAGAAAGCUAAGCACAGCUUUGAGUAAUCCAAUGAACAUACAACAUCGCAUCAGUGACAACCUCAAUCACUCUCAAGUAGAAACGAGAUACAUGCAUCCGUCCCAGGGCUUAUACAGUCACCAAACCGGUAAUGGAUCUCUGAGGAGUCCUCACAGUUUAGUUGAUCAGAACUCAAGAUUUGUCAAUAGUCCACCAGUACACCAACACACUACUGUCAGAGCCAGACCUCAAGCCAUGUACCAGCAGGAUCUCCCUCCACCAGAGUACCAACAUCCACCACCACCCAGAAAAGACCCUUCUGGAACCAACGGUUUGCCAGUAAGGUCGGAAAUCUACCAGAGGGUACCAACUUCAUCUGGAAAUCUGAUAGUGGAUCAGAAUCAUCAUACUUCAUCACAAGGAAAUAUGUACAAUUCUCUCAGUUCAGCAAAUCAUAGGCCACUCUCCCCGACUAGUCCACAUGGUCAGAUGCCACCGUCAGUUGGAAUCCAUGUCUAUCAACAUCCACCACACCCUAUGUAUCAACAGAGUGCCUACCACCAGGUACAACCUCAACAGGUGAACCAUCAUUCACAGCAAACCCAACAACCAAACCAUCACCCUCAACAACCCAUUUACAACCAACAACAUCCUCAGUUGACUAGUCACAGUCAACUGACCCAACCGAACCAACCACCCAGCCACCAUCUGAUAACCAACCACUCGCAGACUGGAGGGCACCAAUACAACUCAAACCCCACCCCUACUCCUGUAAGGCAUCCUCCUUAUCAGCCACCUCCGCACCCCAAACAACUGGAAAGUGUUAGUAAGAUCCCGGAAAGGACGGCUCAACCUUCGGGUGUUCCACAUUUGAGGAGCAAUCCUUGCAAUUUAUGUCGCAAGAAACAAGUUCAACAUCCAGCUAUCUAUUGUUCAGACUGUGACUUUUAUAUGUCCAGGUUUAAACCAAAAACCUGAUUUUCUUUUGAAAAUUUAUAUUUUUCAAGUACCUGAAAAUUAUGUUAAAAAUUAUAGGUUUAAGGAAUUAUUUUUAUUGCUGGCAGUAAUUUAAAAGUGAAUAUUUACAAGGUUUUUUAUUUAUAUGCAAAAAAAGAGUUUAAAUUAUUGUAAUUUUUCAAGUAAGGCAAAUUAUUUUAUGAAGUUUUGAUUGGAACAUAAUUUUUUAAUUGCUAUCAUAUAUUUGAAUAUAUUUUUGAAAAUAAUUUAUUUAUUGUCUUUCACUUUAUGAUAUUGAAUAUGCAGUAGGUUUUGUAUGCAAUCAGUAUUACAACAGUUAAUAUGUAACAGUGACUUUUGUUUAUUAAAGAUUGUAAUAACACAGGACCUUGCAAAAAGCUGUGAAGUACUAUCACUAGAACAAGUUUGAAGGCUGUUUUAAUAGAUGUAUGUUGUUAGAGAGAUAUGAUAUGUUAUAAAGUUUGAUGUUUGUUACUUUGAAUGUUGUAUUCUAAUGAUCUCAGACUGUUAUAAAAAGUAUUAAUUCAUCCAUUGCGGGUGAAUGCAAAAUUGUACAUUAUUUGCCCAGUAAUGUUUUGUUUUAAAAACAUUAUUGGUUUUGUAAUAAAAUAAGUUCAAUAGGAAA